GGCCCAGAGAGGAGAGCCUCGGAUGGAGCUGAUGUCACCGUGAUGUCAGGCACGUAGCUCCCGGGAUCCGGCGCCUGGCGAGGAAGGAAGGAAGGAAGGAAGGAAGGAGGGAAGCCCCUGCCUGGGCGACCGCCCUCCCCUCCCCUCCCUCUUCCCUGCCUCCCUCCCUCCCUCCCGCUCGCCGUGGCACCUCCCCCCCUCCCUCCCCGCCCGCCCCGCGGCUCCACUUUCGGCUCCGGAUCGGGGAAGGAGGCGCCAGGUGGAGGGAGGGAGGGAGGCUGCGAGACCGAGAGGGUCCCCUCCCCCUGAGCCCCAGGGUUGCGGGCAGAGGCCGGCGUCUUCUCCCCGAGGCAGUAAUUUCCCAAAGCCCCAAGGAGUAAUCCCCAUCUUUCCAACAAUGGGGUCUCCACCCAGGACAAUACUGCCCUGCCUUUGGCUCCUGGCCCUUCCUGUCAAAAUGUGCUUGGCUCAGGUGACUUCCCCGCCACCACCAGGGUGUGGUAAGGACUUGAAACCCAUCUACUACAAUCUCUGUGACUUGUCAAUAGCCUGGGGUAUUGUAUUGGAAGCUGUGGCCACCUUUGGUGUUGUGACCAGUUUUGUGCUCACCAUUGUCCUAGUGGCCAGCAUGCCUUUUGUCCAGGACUACCGGAAGAAGAGCUUGGUAGGGACUCAAGCUUUCUUUCUGUUGGGCACCUUUGGGCUCUUCUGCUUGACCUUCACCUUCAUCGUCAAGCAAGAUUUUUCCACAUGCGCCUCACGACGCUUCCUUUUUGGUGUCCUCUUUGCCAUCUGCUUUUCUUGUCUGGCAGCCCAUACUGUCAACCUCAAUUUCCUUGCCCGGCGCAAUCAUGGUCCGCGAGGGUGGAUCACCUUUGGCAUGGCAUUGGUCCUGGUCUUGGUGGAAGUCAUCAUUAACACCGAGUGGCUCAUCAUCACUAUAGUACGGAGUGACAGUGCAUCCAAGGACCCCUGCAGUGUCAGCAAUGAAGACUUUGUCAUGGCCCUCAUCUACGUCAUGUUCUUGCAAGCAGCUACCUUUGUGGCUGCUUGGCCGGUCUUGUGUGGCCACUACAAGCACUGGAGGAAACAUGCCAUAUUCAUUCUUCUCACAACCUCUCUCUCCAUAGCCAUCUGGAUAGUGUGGAUUGUUAUGUAUAUUUAUGGCAACCAGAAGGAAGGAGGCACAGCUUGGGAUGAUCCCACACUGGCGAUUGCUCUUGUCGCCAAUGCCUGUGUCUUCGUUUUCUUUUAUGUCAUCCCUGAGAUUUCUCAAGUGAUCAGGCCAGGACCAGAGCAGGCCUACGAGGAUGACGUCUACCCCACUCGAGGUGUUGGAUAUGAAACAAUUCUCAAGGAACAGAAGUCCCAGAGCAUGUUUGUGGAGAACAAAGCCUUCUCAAUGGAUGAACCUUCUUCAGCCAAAAAGCCUGUGUCACCUUACAGCGGAUACAAUGGGCAGCUACUGACCAGCGUGUACCAGCCCACAGAGAUGGCUCUGAUGCACAAAGGACCUCCUGAGGGCCCCUAUGAUGUCAUCCUCCCUCGGGCCACAGCCAACAGCCAAAUGAUGGCCAGUGCCAAUUCCACACUUCGUGCCGAGGAGGCCUACAUGUCGCAGGUAAAGCAGGCAAUGGCCCAGAAGGAUGGAAAGAGUGGACAGGCUUCAUCACCAUACAGCAAGAACAGAUGGUAGAUACUUCAGCAGGCCCCGUUCUUCAAGGAUACCUUGCAAACUCUAUCUUUAGGGAAGAGCAUCAAGGCCUCAGUUUGCCUUUUGAUAAGUCAUCAUGGAAGCUGAAAUAAUGCUUAACCCAAGUGCUUUGCUUGACUUUUUUCUUCUUCUUAUGUGUAACCCAAAUGCUCUGCCUUACUUCUGCUAUAGAAAAUCUGGAUUAUUGUACUGAGAUGUACUGAGCGUAUUUUUUAGCAUAUACUUAACAGAAGGACUUCUACUGAUAUUGGAAACAUCAGCCAAGUUCUUCUUAGUGCCAUCUCUGCAGUACAGCCAACCAACACUUUGGGACCCAUCUCUUUUUUUUAACUCCAUAACUUUUCAUGGACCAGGUUGACUCCCUUGUGGUUUGCAUUCUACUAUCCCUCGCCCUCAUUUGUGCUGUAAAAUUACAUCUUUUCUAGCACAGUGAAGAUCUUGCCUAGGUUUCAGCCAAGCCUCUUGGUGGAUAACUUGGUGUCUCUUCUUUUCCACCUUGUUGCCAGAUCCUGCAAAGGAGCUUCAGAACCGAAACGGAUGUUGUUACAUGGAGGUCAUAAAGAUGUGGGUCCUUCUGUGGAAACUUUCUAUUUGCAGAAAGAACUCAGGGACUCUAGCCAAAGUUGGGGUCAGAUCUCCUGUAGUCCCCCUCCUGCCUUUGGACCAAGCCCUGGAAUUGACAAUGAUAUAUUGCUCCCAGAUUAUUUGUUCAUUUCCUGCACUCCUCCUACAACACAAGUUAAGGCAGCAAACAGACUAUUUAUACUUGGACUUAUAAACUGCUAUAAUCUUAGUGGAAGAGGUUAGGGCUAGGGUGUCUUGAAUGUACUUCUGCAUAACAUCUCAGAAGUCUAAGUCAUGUGGAGCCUGUAUUUUGAGUUACUGGUGUCUGACUUGAUCCCAUCCAUUGAACAUGAAAGAUGCAAUGAGAAAUAGGCAAAGCAGUCUGGGAGUGGCUAGGUUACCAGAGAAAAGGCAGUCUCUCUGUUCAGUUGAUUUUAUCCAUUCCAGCUGGAAAUGGUCUACAUCCGUUGUGAGUCUUUUCUUUUUACUGGAGCUCCUUCAUCUUUUGAGCUGCAAACAAUUAAGUAACAUACAGUUAUUCAUUGCCAUACCUUUCAGUUCUGACUAUGAUUUGUAAUAUCAAAAAACACACACCUAUCCUUAGCUUCUGCCUUGUAGCCAUAAGUGCAUCUACCAGCCGAGGAUGACACUUUUUGCAUCUGACAAAGAGGGUUCUGGCCCACAAACUGUCUGCCAUUGUAAACCUGUCAGUCUUUAUAAAAUACUGUCAGAUUUAUCAUUGCUGUCACACAAAUACUAGUUGUUGGGCUAUGUCCUGAGCAUAGUUUUUGUGCUCUGAAUAAAUCCUGCUGUGCCAACAUUUAUUCUCUCCUCACUUUAGAUUGGAAAGAGUUGCAGUUCCUCUACAGAAUGGAGCCAGGAACUGGUCUAGGGCCAAACUGGAGAAAAGAUUGAAGAACAGGAGUGGGGAAGCACUGCCUAGCCCUAGCAAUGCCUUCUCAUCGAUCCUCUCAAGGCCUCUGAAUGGGUGUCCUCGGUGCCUUUGGCCAAUAAGCCAACCUUUUCUCUUAUGCUCUCUGUGUGGGGAGUCUCUAUCUACAAUGGGCGGAAAGGUCCACAUCCUGCCUAUAGGGUUCAUCCUAUAUCUUUGUAUACAGAAAUACACUUAUCAUGGUGGGUCAAAAAGACUUGCAUUGAGUCGUUAUUUCUGCCCAUCUUUGCUUAGAAUGAAGCUGUAGACCUUGCUGUAUGUAGGUAUUUGCACACAGCAUUUUGGUGAGACUGUCUUUAUACAGAUAAUGACAUACGAUAGUAUCCUUUUCUGUUUUGAAAAAUAAUGGUUGUGAGUGGCAGGAAGAAAAGGAGAGGGGAAUGUGUGUAUGUGAGAGAGAAGGCGUGAGUGGAUGAGUGAGGCUAUGUUUAAUCCUUGUGUUAUUUAAGUGGGGGAAGGAAAUGUCUCCUCCUUGAACGUGGGUUUUUUUAGCCCAGACAUACCUGACAAAUUAAAUUCAUUUUUUUCCUAAA
Anolis carolinensis (green anole) is the source of this 3763-nucleotide messenger RNA. RefSeq names its product G protein-coupled receptor class C group 5 member C (gene gprc5c). Gene Ontology annotation, cellular component: plasma membrane; extracellular exosome; intracellular membrane-bounded organelle. Bases 398 to 1696 code for a protein of 432 amino acids. The record is from RefSeq and is a predicted model, not a curated record. NCBI's taxonomy places the organism in Eukaryota, Metazoa, Chordata, Lepidosauria, Squamata, Anolidae. Gene Ontology annotation, molecular function: G protein-coupled receptor activity; protein kinase activator activity. The transcript is spliced from 5 exons. Gene Ontology annotation, biological process: G protein-coupled receptor signaling pathway.